Molecule: messenger RNA, 258 nt
Organism: Gracilinanus agilis (Agile Gracile Mouse Opossum)
Lineage: Eukaryota; Metazoa; Chordata; Mammalia; Didelphimorphia; Didelphidae
Product: biogenesis of lysosome-related organelles complex 1 subunit 2-like
Exons: 1
Coding region: 1-258 (85 amino acids)
Biological process (GO): lysosome localization; endosomal transport
Cellular component (GO): gamma-tubulin complex; BLOC-1 complex; BORC complex
Molecular function (GO): gamma-tubulin binding
Source: RefSeq, a predicted model, not a curated record
AUGGUCAUGGAUUUGAAGGGCAAGCUGAUAACCACCAAUGAAGACAAUAAACUUCUAGAAAAGAUGAGCAAACUGACUACCUUGAAGUAUCUAGAGAUGGAAAAUGUAGUAGUAAACAUAAGUAGAAACUUAAAGGACUUAAGCCAGAAAUAUGCUAUUCUUCAGUCUUAUUUGGACCAAGUUAUUCUAACUGAGGAGCAGGUAGCCUACAAGCUGGAAACAUAUUGGAAGAAACUAGAAGAAAGUACAAGAAGUUAG